AGUAAAAGGGUAUAUCGGUAAUAGUAAUAUUGAUCGGUUUAGUUUUGGUCGGCCGAACUUAAACAGACGAAUAAGAACAGAGGAAGGAGAGACAGUAGUUUCUAAUUUCGAGAAAAGGAAAAGAAAAAUCAAAUAGAGAGAGAUUAAUUUCUUCCUUAAAGCAAAGCGUCCAACUUUCUUCUUCUCCUUCUUCCUCACACACACCCUCUUGUCUCCAUUAGACUCGUUUUCUACGAUUUUUCUCCUCUUCAAAAACUCGUAUAAAUUGUACAUAGUUUAGGCUUUGUUCUGUUCUUCCUCUGUAUAAAAGUUCCUUGUACAACUCAAAAUCCAUCUGGGUUUCGUGUUAGAAUUUGUGGGUUUUGAGUAAAUCUGUUUGUUUCAAUAGAAAAAAGGUGACUUUGAUUCCCGGGAAAUUUGACGAAUUUUGGGAGCUAAUUCUGGGAAUUGCACAUAGUUUCUGGUUAUUUUUUAUUCUUUGAUUUCUGAACAAAAAAAAAAAAAAAACUGAACCUUCGGAUUCUAAACCAGAACCAACGAGCUCCAAUGGUGGUGGCGACGACUAUAGCUCUUUACGCGAGCCCACCAAGCAGCGUUUGUUCCACGCCACAUCAGAUCUCAUGUGAUCUCGAUCUGACCUCCAGGAGUUCGUCAACAUCCCCUUCCAUGGUUUCCUCGCCGCAGAAACCAAUCGUCGGUGGUCUCUCUUCACUUUUCUCCGGCGCAUCCGUCAAAUCUUCAGCUUCCUCUUGCUCAUACUCAACCGGAGUAGAUGAGUUUUCUUCAGUACGCUAUGAUCGGAGUGAUGAUUUAAAAGAUCUGAGCUUGAGCAGCUCCUUUUGUUAUUCUCCGGCGAAAUUUGUGAAUUCUUCGUAUCUUAGACGAGAUCUUCAAAGUCCUAUCUCUGUGCUUCACGGUCCAGUUUCUUGUAGUUGUAGCCCUCCGAUGAGAAUGUCUCGUGAUCGGAAUCUAGAUGGCUCGUUUCGUUUAGGAGCUAGUGGAUUGUUCAAUGGUUUCGUAAGGAAAGCUCUAGGAUCAUGUGUGGAUUACGAAUUGGGAUCGGAUUCUGUUCUCGUUGAUGAGCUAACGUUUCCUAUGGAGGAUGGUUUUGGGGUUGAUACGAGAAAGCCAUAUGCUAGGGAUUUGUUAAGACGUGCUCAAUUGAGACACAAGAUCUUCAAAGAUGAGUCUGUGAUCAAAGCAUUUUAUGAAGCAGAGAAAGCUCACAGAGGACAGAUGAGAGCUAGUGGUGAUCCUUACCUUCAACAUUGUGUUGAGACUGCUAUGUUGUUGGCUAAUAUCGGAGCUAGCUCGACUGUUGUUGUUGCUGGGCUUCUUCAUGAUACUAUGGAUGAUUCAUUCAUGAGCUAUGAUUAUAUUCUCAGAAACUUUGGAGCAGGAGUGGCUGAUUUGGUCGAAGGGGUUUCAAAGCUUAGCCAAUUGAGCAAACUCGCUAGAGAGAACAAUACGGCGUGUAAAACCGUUGAAGCAGAUCGAUUGCACACAAUGUUUCUUGCAAUGGCAGAUGCAAGAGCUGUUCUUAUAAAACUGGCUGAUCGAUUACACAACAUGAAGACGCUUUACGCUUUGUCCCCAGUGAAGCAGCAGAGGUUUGCUAAAGAGACGCUGGAAAUAUUUGCACCGUUGGCUAAUCGUUUGGGAAUCUCUACCUGGAAAGUUCAGCUUGAAAAUCUUUGUUUCAAGCAUCUUUACCCAAACCAGCAUAAUGAGAUGUCAACCAUGCUUGAGGAUUCAUUCGACGAAGCCAUGAUUACUUCUGCAAUAGAGAAAUUGGAGCAAGCUCUUAAGAAAGAAGGCAUUUCUUAUCAUGUUCUGUGUGGCCGGCACAAGAGCUUGUAUAGUAUUUACAGCAAGAUGUUGAAGAAAAAGCUAACUGUGGAUGAAAUUCAUGACAUUCAUGGGUUACGUUUGAUUGUUGACAACGAAGGAGAUUGUUACAAGGCCUUAGGAGUAGUUCAUAGCUUAUGGUCUGAAGUUCCUGGAAAGCUGAAGGAUUACAUAACUCAUCCCAAAUUCAACGGGUAUCAAUCUUUGCACACGGUAGUGAUGGACAAUGGAACAGUCCCACUUGAAGUCCAAAUACGUACACAGGAGAUGCAUUUGCAAGCAGAAUUUGGGUUUGCAGCUCAUUGGAGGUACAAGGAAGGUGACUGCAAAUACUCUUCGUUUGUGCUUCAGAUGGUUGAAUGGGCUCGGUGGGUCGUAACCUGGCAUUGCGAAGCAAUGAGCAAAGACCGAUCUUCCAUAAGUUCUUCUGAUUCCAUCAAACCCCCUUGCAAGUUUCCGUCUCACUCCGAGGACUGCCCGGCUUCUUACAAGCCUAACAGUAGCCAGGACGGACCAGUGUACGUCAUCGUAAUCGAAAAUGACAAGAUGUCUGUGCAAGAAUUUCCAGCGAGUUCUACAGUCUCGGAUCUGCUAAGCCGGGCGGGGCCAGGGAGCUCGAGGUGGUCCAUGUAUGGCAUACCAGCAAAGGAAGAACUAAGGCCAAGGCUGAACCAAAGACCUGUAAGUGACCUCAAGUGGAAGCUGAAGAUGGGUGAUGUGGUGGAGCUGACUCCAACAAUUCCUGACGAGUCUCUGACUGAAUACAGAGAAGAGAUUCAACGGAUGUAUGAUCGAGGACUCGCGUUUUCCCGCCCCGGAACCAUGGUCGGAUGGGGAAGUUGAUGGGUCCUCAUAUUGUUAACUAGUCCAUGUCUGUAUGUAUAUAUAGUAAUAUGAUUAAUUUGUUGUACAUAACAAUGCUUCCGUUGGUUCAAUCUAAGCUAAAAAAAAAAGCAAAAAGUUAGUAUUAGACUUUUUAUAAAUUUGCAAAAAUAAAGUAGUCGUUCUUUCA
Messenger RNA from Arabidopsis lyrata subsp. lyrata, 2860 nucleotides. RefSeq names its product probable GTP diphosphokinase RSH2, chloroplastic. Gene Ontology annotation, cellular component: chloroplast. The transcript has 6 exons. The record is from RefSeq and is a predicted model, not a curated record. Bases 547 to 2691 code for a protein of 714 amino acids. NCBI's taxonomy places the organism in Eukaryota, Viridiplantae, Streptophyta, Magnoliopsida, Brassicales, Brassicaceae. Gene Ontology annotation, biological process: guanosine tetraphosphate metabolic process.